Messenger RNA from Lepisosteus oculatus (spotted gar), 8346 nucleotides. Its product is annotated as death-inducer obliterator 1. NCBI's taxonomy places the organism in Eukaryota, Metazoa, Chordata, Actinopteri, Semionotiformes, Lepisosteidae. Gene Ontology annotation, biological process: apoptotic signaling pathway; DNA-templated transcription. The record is from RefSeq and is a predicted model, not a curated record.
CAGAUUUCACAGGAAAUCAGGUGCGCGAUAGUGAAAACUGGUUUUUACUCCCAGCCUGGAGGUGUCGCUGUAACUCUCGCAGGGGCAUCUGCCUGGUCUUCACAGGGAAGUCACACCGCUGACGGUUCCUCCUCCUCCCUCCUUCUCCACAGUCAUUUUGACCCAUCGAGAGAAAAUGGAGGACUGAGCCGAGAACGACCUGGUUUAUAAACUAACAACGGAGAUCAUUUUCUGUUUGAAAAUAGUAGCUUAUCAGCUAUGGAGGACAAUGAGAGGUCUGAGCCGUCUCUAAAUCCUGAGUCUGAACAGAGCCAGGAUCCUUUGGAUGUCAGCUCUCAAGCUUCGACAGUGGAAGAAAAAGAGGAGCAGAACGAUGACAGCUCGGAGAAGUUAGAGGAGGCGGGCAAGUCUGUCAAGCCUACAAGCAAAGAGUUCAGAAAAACCUGGGGUUUCCGAAGGACCACAAUUGCCAAGAGAGAGAUGCCGGGAGAUGGAGACAGCCAGGACUCUGGGAAUGCACCGCUGCGCCGAAGCGGGCGUCAGUCCAAGAGGACUGACAAGAUGGAGGAGUUCCUGUCGACGGCCAAGCGUGGGCGUGGGAGGAGGAGCGCGCCGGUCAGCCUGGAGAACUCUGACCCACCCUCUCAGCCCCCCACUGACACGGAAACGGCAUCGGAGGCCAGCUUCGAUGGGACCGCCGAGGCCAAGGCAAGCGGCGACAGCGCGGACGCGAAAGGGUCUCCGGACAGAGACCAGAGCAGCCAGAAAAACCGGAAAGGCGGCUCCGGCACGGAGGACAGCAGCUCUGACGAUGACGACGACAACGAACUCACGCUAAAGGAGCUGCAGAACCAGCUGAGGAAGAAGCGCACAGAAGGAGAGGCAGGGAUGGAGACGGAGCCGGUGAAGACAGAUGACAUCGGUGAGACACCUACACCUGAGCCAAGCAGCAAAGAGCCCUCCAGCAGCCCUGGGAAUGGAGCAGGAAGGGAUGCUACCUCGCCAGUCAACAAGACCAAAUCAGGGGUGAAAAACGCAGGGGACAAGGGACCGUCUUCCAGUAAAUCGGAAAACGAGGGCUAUGACCCCAAUGCCCUUUAUUGCAUCUGCCGGCAGAAGCACAACAACAGGUUUAUGAUCUGCUGUGAUCGCUGUGAGGAGUGGUUUCAUGGCAACUGCGUGGGUAUCACGGAGGCACGCGGCCGUCUUCUGGAGAGGAACGGGGAGGACUACAUCUGCCCGAACUGCACGGUGAAGCAGGGCCAGUCCUCGGACAGCUCCAAGGAGGGGAAGCAGGUCGUUCCAAAGCCUGAUCAGACGAGCUCCACAGAACAAACUGCCACUCCUGAGGGAACUGAGAAGCCCACAGAAGAUCAGGGGAUCAAAGGGAGAAUAGAGAAAGCUACCAAUCCCAGUGGGAAAAAGAAAAUCAAAAUAUUCCAGCCAGCUGUUGAUGCUAGCACACUUCCCACGUGCAUCGGCCCAGGCUGCACCAACCAGGCCUUGCCAGACUCGGUCUACUGUGGUAACGAUUGCAUUCUCAGACACGCUGCAGCUGCAAUGAAAACUCUCACUGAUGUGAAGGAACCCAAACCGAAAGAAAAACCUAAAUUAAAAGCUCAGAAAAAAACACCUUCAAAAACGCCAGCCAAGGCUCAGAAGAGACCUGUUCCAGAGCAAAAGACCGAGAAGAAGACUUCGGAGGUGGCCGCUAAAACAGAGGAGGGUUCCUCCAACAGUGAGGGAGAACAAGCAGAACAAGAGCCUGUUGUACCAUCCUGGUCCAGCGAUCAUAAUUACAAUGCAGUAAAGCCAGAAAAGACUGCAGCCAUUUCGUCAACUGUGUUUUACAAAGCGUCUGCAAAAGAGAAUGAGGAUGAUGAGAGCAAAAAGGAGUCCAGCGCCCCACGAAAACGAUCUUCAAGUCCUCCUGCACCAUCCAAAGGGAGCAAGAAGGCUCCCGCCUCUGGCGGAGUAUCGGCCAAAGCAAAGAAGCCCCCUCCUUCCCCUGGGAGCGCCAGUGGGUCCUUGAAGAAACUCCCUAAGCCUUCCAAGAGCAACACAGCCUCCAAGAAGCCCAGCUCUGCUCCAGCUGCCCCGGCCCCUGGACAGAUGGCUUCUGCCGGCCCAGCCCCUGGGCAACCGGUGUCAAGGCAUCAUGUCACGGGGGCCCUGAGAGUUGCCAAGACCACCUUUACUAUCCCGAAAAAACAGCCCAAUAAGGAGCAGCAGCAGCAGCAGAACCACCCUCCAAUUCCACCUGCCUCGAAUCCAGCUGCAGCAGCUAAGGCCCCUGCUGGGUACUCUGCACCCCCAGGGCCUCAGGUCCCCUCCAGACCUCCUCCUCCUCCUCCCAGCGCCCCACAGCCUCAACCGAAUAACCAGAUCAGGCAGAACAUCCGUCGCUCUCUCACCGAGAUCCUCUACAAGAGGGUGAGCGAUAGCGAUGACCUGGAGAAAUCCGAGAGCGAAGUGGGCAAAAUCGCUUUCAGCAUCGAGAAGGAAAUGUUCAGUCUGUUCCUGAACACAGACAACAAAUACAAGAAUAAAUACAGAACGAUCAUGUUUAACUUGAAGGAUCCUAAAAACAAGGGACUGUUUUAUCGCGUUAUUGGAGGUGAGCUCAGUCCCUUUAAACUGGUGAGGCUGAGCCCUGAGGAACUCCAGUCCAGAGAAAUCUCGGAGUGGAAAGAGAAGGACCCGAGUGGGGUCCUCGAGCCCAGCCAGAAGUCUCAGCGUGAGGCACAGAAGUUUGGCCUGAAACAGGAGAAUGUGCCUGAUGUGGACAUGGAGGAGUCUCCUCCCAUGUCUGACGGAGACGUAUGUAUUAAUCCUACCUCCCAGUCGCCCCGCAUGGCUUCCGCAGCAGAACAGGAGGAGCCUCGUCCUGCCCCAGUGAAGAGCAGCCUCCCAGUCCCCGACAUCUUCAGCAGCAUGUUGAAAGACACAACCAGCGAGCACCGCGCCCACCUCUUCGACCUCAACUGCAAGAUCUGCACAGGCCAGAUGUCUGCAGAAGAGGAGCCUGCCCCCAAGAAGCCCAAAACGGCUCCCUCUGCCGCUGUGAAAAAGGCAGAAGUUAAAGUCAAGCCAGAGCCCAGGCCCUCAAAGGUGGGCGCAGCGGGAGACGGGCCUGCGCCAGCCGCUGCGAGCGCCGCGCCCUCGGAGGCGGCCCCCGGCGGCGAAACUCCCAUCGUGGAGUCCCCGGCUUCUCCCGAGGAGACCAGCAACCCCGCGACGUCCUCUCAGAGCUUCGCCCCCAUCCCCAUCCCGGCCGUGUCCUCCGUGACCAUCACGCGGCGGGACCCCCGCACGGCCGGGUACCGUCCCGCCGCCGGCGCGUCCCCGGCGCCCACCGCCGCGCCCGCAGCCCCAGGGAGCACGGAAGCUGGCGCCGCCGCCGCCGCCUCCGUUGCGGGAGAGUCGGCGCCUGAAGCUGCGAAGCCAGCCGUGCCGCUGCCACCCCCGGCACCCAAGUCCAUCUUAAUGAAGCCUGCGUCUUCCCCAGACACCCGGUACAUGGCCACCUCAUCGUCCGCUGACAGCGUUGCGGAGUCGCGCUCUCCUCCGGAUGGAGAAACCACUGCGUUCCUCUGCAAGCAGGAGAUCCUUUGGAAAGGCUUUAUCAACAUGCACACGGUGGCGAAAUUUGUCACCAAAGCUUAUCUUGUUUCCGGAUCCUUUGAGCACAUCACAGAGGAUUUACCAGAUACAAUCCACAUCGGUGGACGGAUAUCUCCUCACACUGUGUGGGACUAUGUGGGAAAACUGAAAACAUCUCUUUCUAAGGAGCUGUGCCUGAUCCGUUUCCAGCCGGCGACGGAGGAAGAGGAAGUGGCCUACAUCUCUCUCUUCUCUUAUUUUAGCAGCCGGGGGAGGUUUGGUGUGGUGGCCAACAAUAACCGCCGCAUUAAAGACCUCUAUCUCAUCCCACUGAGCUCCAAGGAUCCCAUCCCUUCCAAGCUCUUACCCUUCGAAGGGCCAGGGUUGGAGCCAUCUCGUCCUAAUCUUCUCCUCGGUUUGGUAAUCUGCCAGAAAAUGAAGCGGUCUGGUGUCCCCUCUGAAGGGGAGAAAGGAUAUGAAGAGAAGAAACCCAAAGUUCAAGUCCGCGAUGAGGAGGAUGCCUCCGUUCCGAAACUUCCUUUGCUUCCCAAACCUGAAAUUAAACAGGAGAAGAUCCAUCUUUAUAAUCCAGAGUUAGCCAUUAGCACGACGCCCCCAGGCUCUCCACCGCCAUUGAAUUCUUCAGAGUCCUCGUCGAACUUGCUUGGUAACUCUUCAGUGCUGUCGUUGUUGUCCUCUGUGAAAGCAUCUACUUCUGCUCCUGCUGGUAUGGAUUCUUCAUCCUCUCCUUCUACGACUGCUGCCUCUGGCACAAGCAGCUCCACUCCUCUUCAGCACAUCUUGAAAACUCUGUUUGGCAAAAAGAAGCCAGACUCUGCCAGCUCCUCACCGUUAGACCAGGGUUCUGUGGAACAUGCUGUGCCUUCUGCCCCACUGCUUGAUCCUAUUGUCCAGCAAUUUGGCCAGAUCUCCAAGGAUAAAGUCAUAGAGGAAGAUGAAGAUGACCGACCCUAUGAUCCAGAGGAAGAGUAUGACCCAGGAAUGGGAUACGGGACAGAGACUCCCACUGUUGCAGACAAAGUGUUUGAAGCUAACAAGCAAGUCGAGGCUUCUGACACCGACGAUGUGGCCUAUGAUCCUGAGGACGAAACAAUCUUUGAGGAAGCCAAGGUUGUUGUCAGUGAUUUUCCCAGCCGUGCCUUGGAAACAAAGACCAAACAGGAUAAUGAGACACUUGGUCUCAGAGGUGAUCCUUCUUCUCUGACCGAGCAGCAAAAGAUGCUGGAAGAGCUGAAUAAGCAAAUUGAAGAGCAAAAAAGACAACUUGAGGAGCAAGAGGAAGCCCUUAGGCAGCAAAGAGCAGCAGUAGGUGUCUCCAUGGCUCACUUCUCAGUAUCUGACGCUUUGAUGUCACCACCUACUAAAUCCUUACUGGCAAACAGCCAGUUAUUACAGCUGGGCAAAAAAGUGGAGGACCUGGUGGCCAAAACUCCAGUUGCACAAGUCAUCAAUCAAAGAAGGGAUCCCAGGCAGAGUAGGGAUCCCCGGCAGGCAGCAGCCAACAGAAGACUUACAUCUGACUCGGAAAAGGCAGAAACUGCAGGGACAUCUGGUGAAGUCUCAUCCACAACACAGCCAACUGAAUCCCAAAAUCAACCAGAGCCAGAAAUUGAGCCUGAGAGCACAGAAGUAUCUAUCCCGCUGCUUGGUGAAAAGAUCGAACCUGACAUGGAGGACAGCUCACAGGAGGAAUCUUUAUCUGCCCCCAAAGGGAAACCUACACGAGACCCUAAGGCUGAAAUUGAGAGUGACCCAUUUACGACGUGGCCAAAUUCAGCAAGCAUUUUAAGACCUGAAAACACUUUGAAUCUUGAAACACACAAAAUUUUAUUAUCUACUCCAGACCAAGCUCAUACUAUGCCUCCUGCUAGUGAUUUAGCCCCUCCAGUGAUGUCCACACUGCCUGUCAUGUCCCAGGAAAUAAUGCACGCCAGCAACUUGGUGGUGGAUGCUCAAGCUCCUCUUUUACCGCAGAUGGGAAUGCCAACCACUGAGUUCAGGAACCCUCAAGAACUGGCUACAUCUGUUCCUUUCCAACCUCAGUCUGGUCCUGCAGAGUUGCAAGGGGAGAGUGACCACUCCCAGUUCAGAGAUCACAUGGUUCCCUAUCCUCCUUUCCAGGAUCAGUGGGGAGGGUCUCCCCAGCAGUUUGAUGGAUCCCAAGGACCCCCAACUGCACAUGCAAUGGGAUUAAGAGGGCCUCUGCCAUUUCAGCCUAUGGGGCAACGUGGACCACAUCCACAGGUGUUUGAAGGACCUAGAGGACCCAUGCCACCUCAACAAAUGGGACAGCGAGGCCCAAUGCCAGGACAGUUCAUUGAGGGUCAUGGAGGUCCUUCACAUUCUUAUGAUGGUCCACAUGAGCCCAUUCAGCAACAAUUUAGUGGACCUUUGCCUCCUUUACAUUUUUCUGGACCCAGGGGCCCCGUGCCACAUUUUAUGGGGACAGUACCUGGACAGUUUGAUAAUAGAGGCCCACAUCCUUCCCAGUUUCACGGCCCAAGAGGGCCCCCAGCUUCCCACCAGUUUGUGGAGCAUGGACUUCAGAAGCCUCUGUUGGAGACGCCGAGGGGACAUGAAGAACAGCAAUAUGACAAUGGCAGCUCUUAUCUGCAAGGGAUGGAUCAGCAUCAAGCACAGACACCCCCACACAUGUUUCGAGAAAAUCAGACACCUUCACCAGCUCCCUUCAUGGGCCAAAGAAGUACACUGCAUAAGCAAUUUGAAGGGCCAAGAGGGAGCAGGCCACCUCCAUCAGGUGUGGACAUGGGAGGUCAGCGUUUCAACUCGCCAAACCAGUUUGGAGGCCCAAGAGCUCCAUCCCCUCUUCUUCACCAGAAUCAGAGGAUGUCUUCACCACAGCAACGGGGGCCUUUUGAUGACCACCGAGGUCCUCAUCCUUCACAGUUCCAAGGUCAGAGAGGGCCCCCACCCUCACAGUUUGGAGGGCUGCGAGGUCCCCCACCGUCUCACUUCACAGACAAUGGAGGACCACAGCGAUUCCGAUUUGAAGAUCAGCAUCACCUUGUAGAUGGCAGACCACUUCGCCACCCUCGCCCUUUACUUCCAACUCCCAUUGAAGGUCCCGUUCAAGGACCAAACCACUCAGGAAUAAAUCCUGACUCCCAUCAAGAUGAACACUGGCAGUCUGCUGAUAUGAGGGCAAGAAACAGCAACAGAGAGGAUUCUGAGACCAGGAACAAUGGAGAAAGGCAACGAGAAAGAUUUGAGGGAGGACACCGUGAACGAGACAACAGCCAAGUACCAUCCUGUCUUCCAGAAGAAAGACAGAGUCGAUUAUCAGAAGAGAGGAGGAAGGAACGGGAUGGUGGUGGCAGGCCAUGGGAGAGGAACCAGGGUAAACCUUGGAGUAGAGAGCGAGAAUGGGACAGAAGCAGAGAGAAAGACCGGGAGACUGACCGAAGCAGAGGAAGAGACUGGGAUCGGCACAGAGACAGAGAGGGAGAUGGGGACAGGAGGAGAGACCGAGAUCGCGACCGAGACCGAGACAGAGGCAGGGAUCGGGACUGGGACAGGAGAGACUACGACAGAGACCGAGCGAGAAAUAGAGACAGGGACAGAGAUCGAGACAGAAGACGUGACCGGGAUCGUUCAAGGAGCAGGGACAGAGACCGUGGAAAAGACCGAGACAGGGACCGCGGCAGGGACAAAGACCGCGACAGGGACAAAGACCGCGACAGAGACAAAGACCGCGACAGGGACAAAGAUCGAGAUAGAGACAAAGACCGCGACAGAGACAGAAGAGAAAAAAGCAAGAGUGAAGAGAAAGGGAAAGACACCAAAACUGAAGUUCCAAAAGAGAGCGAGAAACCUGCAGAUACAGAGACACAGACCCCUCCUGACAAAACCCCAUCAUCCUAAUUUCAUAAUCUGCUGAAUCCACAACUUCAGCAGUUGUUUGACUGAUAGCAGUGACAAAAUUUACUUUCAGCAACUUCUAAUGUAUUAACAGACACCUGGAAAUGGACAUGGUUGGGAAAUGGUUGUUCUAUGUAUACGAGUAUACAUUUUUGAACUGAUUUUAUGGUGCUGCUGCCGUUUACAAGUCCAAAAGUCAGACGUUUGUACCUUUUUUUAAAAAAAAAAACAAUCUUUUUCAUGUUUUGUAUUAGUUUUAACAUCUUUAAAACCAGGAAUUUCGAAGUAAUUUCAGUUCAAUAUUUGUUGGAAGGUCCCAAGUGAACCUUGUGAUUUAUCAUUCAUUUGUAAAAUCGUACAUUUAUAGAAUAUUUCAAAUGUUUUUGCUUCUGUUGGAAUAGUUUAUAAUGACAGAUCUCCAAUAGAACUGAUCAUAUAGAAUAUGUGAAUGGAACCCUUUUUGGUGAAGAAAUGUAAAUAUGUAUGUAUAUAUGUAUAAUAUAUAGGUAUGAUUUUUUUAUCUCAUUUUUCUAAGUAGAACAAAAAAGAUAAGCCAUACGGAUUUAAAGAAUAAUUGUGUAAACUGGAACAUACCUGUUAAGGUGUUCCAUUUGCGGUCAGUGUAUGUGCUUGUAAGUGGAAUAAGUUUAGUGCAAGAUGGGAAAAUAGCCCACUAUGAUCACCUUUGUUAAUGACCCCAACACUGAAUUCUGAUUGAACCAAUUAAACCUCCAUACAGUCUCUCUUAAAGGUUUCUUCUGCCUCUUUUGUAAAGUUUUCUUGAUACUGGAAAUAUGUAUAUUUGUGGAAAAGAAAUGUAAAUAUAAGAAGAAAGAAGCUGAA